Molecule: messenger RNA, 6385 nt
Organism: Teleopsis dalmanni
Lineage: Eukaryota; Metazoa; Arthropoda; Insecta; Diptera; Diopsidae
Exons: 12
Coding region: 221-5122 (1633 amino acids)
Cellular component (GO): cytoskeleton
Molecular function (GO): protein binding
Source: RefSeq, a predicted model, not a curated record
CAGUUCGGUCGUUGAUAUGUGGGUGCGCGUUGGUCUAAGUGAUUGAAGUAGUGAAAAACAAGAAGCAAAUUUAGAUACAAGAUACUUUGUGUCUGACAAAUACGAUAAAACAGUUUUCUGUCCAGUGCAUGGAUAUAGAGUGCAUUACUAGCGAACCGCACAAUCUGAUAGAUAAUUCGAGUUGUAGCUGCACGUUGCCGAGCACAGCGAAUGCUGCUCAAUGAUGCUAUUGCCUUCGGGGCGUUCGAAUAGUGAUGUUCACCCACUGCAAAACACACCGAAGCCACAAUUUUUGACAAGAACAUCAUCGCCUCAAUUAACUUUAAAUGCAAUAAAUAAAACGGAAAAUGGUGGGUACACGCUAUCAGCAACGCCAGUUAAAACAGCAUCAGCCAUAAACGCACCGGCAGCACAAACAACGGCAGCGUUGUCCACAUCGCCCGGAAGUUACAACGAAACCGGAACUGCUGUUGACCAUAUUUUAACGUUUCCAAACUUCGUUGGCAAUUCGGUGGCCAAUAAAGCAGCAGUAGCAGUUUUGGGUAACGUAGGAAAUUGGAAAGAAAUCGAUCGACACUUGGAAGCGAUACAAAAUAAACUUAAAGAAGGUUGGACCGUACAUGUCGGAAAGGAUGGACGUUUAUAUUAUUGCAACCAUCUCACACAAACCGCUGGCUGGUUGCCGUCAUGUGAAGAUUGGAGCAAACACGAAGAAUUGCCUUAUGGCUGGGAGAGAGCAAUUGAUGCUAAAGGACGUUCUUAUUUCAUAAACCACUUAAAUAAAACCUCAACAUAUGAAGCGCCAGAAAGCGUACGAUGGGAUGAAAAUCCCCCAGAACCACGGGAAGUAGUGCUGCAACGUAGCACUACGUUAGGUUUUGGUUUUGUGGCAGGCAGUGAGAGACCAGUUAUAGUAAGAUUUGUAACAGAAGGUGGACCAAGUAUAGAUAAAUUGCAACCCGGUGAUCAAAUUCUUGCCGUAAAUGGUGAAGAUGUCAAGGAAGCACCACGUGAUCGUGUUAUACAGUUAGUGCGUGCCUGUGAGUCACAAGUGAGUUUGCUAGUAUGUCAACCAAUGCAUAAGGUAGCACCAGGACGUAAGUCAACCUUACUUUCUGCUGUGAAGCGCGCCAAAUUACGAACAAGACCAAGUCGUGUGCGAUUUGCUGAAAGUGUUUGCGUUAAUGGAGCACCGCUAUUUCCGCCUUCAGCAUUUUCAUUAGGUGAUAUUUGUGUACCACCAAUGGCAAAUGUGCUCAAAGUAUUUCUUGAAAAUGGUCAAACAAAAUCGUUUAAGUAUGACGCUACGACAACAGUUCAGGAUGUAGUUUCUUCUUUGCUAGAUAAACUGUGUUUAUCUACCGGUGAGAUAUGUAGUCUUGUCUUAGAACACGUGAAAAGUCUGAAGAGAAACAAAUUAACCUUACUUGAUCCUGAAGAAACGUUGGCUCGGAUAGCAGCACGUCCUGGCGCCCAUAAACUGCGUUGCCUUUUCCGUGUUACUUUUGUGCCAAUUUCAGCCGCCGAUUUAGCUCAAAGAGAUUUGAACGCAUUGGAUUAUCUUUAUAUGCAGUGUUGUAAUGAUGUCACACAGGAGCGUUUUGCCCCAGAGCUACAACCGGAAGUAGCUCUGCGCUUAGCAGCGCUGCACAUACAUCAGCAUGCUUUGGCCAAUAAUGUAGCACCGGCAAAGUUAACAGUCAAAGUUGUUGAGCGCGAAUUUGGUUUAGAACGUUUUGUUCCAAUAUCACUUUUUGAGGGUAUGAAACGUAAAGAAUUGAGACGCUUAAUAUCACAUUUUCUUAAAUUAAAUGCCGAAAUGACGGGUUCAUCUACCAAAGUUUUAACGCAACUACAAGCCAAAUUACAUUAUUUGGAUAUUAUUUCAAGUUUACCGAGUUACGGUGCCAAAUGUUUUAGCACUAACCAAAGAGAAGGAGUGGAACGUGUACUGCUUGUAAGUCCACGUUUUGGACUAAGUCAAAUUUCCAAUGUGAGGAACUCUGUGCCUCAACCCAUAUCAGCUAUCGAAGAUUUUAGUCAUGUUAUAGUCAAUCGUGAAGACGAUGUUACUUGCACCGUAGGCAUAUUUAUGCAAGGCGAUCGUGUAGUUAAGUAUUCCAUGGAAGAUCGUGACGCUUGUGAGUUUUCCCUGGUGUUAGCAGGUUAUUAUCGGCUGCUGACGGGUAAAGACUUACUUGUAGAUCGAGAACGAGAACCCUACGAUGAAGAUAAUGCUCCCUCUUAUUUAGCACAGCAUACGGUUUUACCAGCGAAUUGGAGUUACCUACAACCUUUUCAUAAUCGUGCACAUAGCAUCAAUUUCCUUAUGCCUCCACCUUAUCAUCAUAUAAAACUGAAACCAACAGCAGCUAUUAACGAACAACAUGAUUUAUCUUCUGCAUUAUGUGAUCGAAAUAUGAAUUCGGCGAAUGUUAUUAACAGCAACCAUAUGCACAACAAAGUGCCAUUUAUCAACAAUACAGCGAUGGAUCUUGAUAUACAUAGCGUUAUGGCAACGGAAUUGUUAGAAGAGGCUAAAGAUUCCGGUCUGAGCGAUAGCAGUGGUGGUGGUAGCAAUUACUGUGAGCGUCAAACAAGUAGCAAUAGCAGUGCAUUUAUUGAGGCUAGAAAUGAGGAAGUUCUCCGUAGAGUACAUGAAAUGCAAAAAAUGGUAGAGAACUCGGAACAGUAUUUAACUGAACAAGGUGAAUUUGUACAAGAGUAUCAAGCAGGUCGUAAAGCUGCAGAUACCAAUUCAUGGAAAAAUGAUACAUCAAUUGCAAAUACUGCGGUUACUACAACAACAACUGGUGUAUUUGAGUUCGAUAGUGACUGUGACAGUCUCAAUAGCAGUAAAGUAUCAUCAACUGAAGAUACUCCACAACCAGGCGCACUUAAACACAGUGAUUCUCUAGUGUUGCUAGCAGAAGCUAUUAAUCAGGAUUUAAGUGGCAUUACUAAAGGAUUAAAUUCAAUUGGUGGUAGCCAUCAAGAAUUGCAAAUAUAUCGACCAAGCAUAAGUGCAGCAUCCAGUCCACGUCCAGAACGCAAACUAAAUGGAUUUGGUCAGCUGCUCAGCAAUUUACAGUCACUGAGCACUGAUUUUUCGCAAAGUGAAAGUGAUUCAGAGUCAGUGAAUUCACCUACUAGUUCACCUAUUUCACGCAGACCAUCACUACUAAAUACCAGUGAAACAUCUAGUCGUAAACGUAAUUUAGCCUACCGUACCAGUUUUGGCUUACAUAGUCCUGAUGGCAGCAAUUUUGGACCAGAAACCAAAGACUAUAAUUUAAAAGAGUAUUUAAAACAAUUGAAAGAAAUCAGUAAUGUUGAUCAUAUGAAUCAAGAUACUGAUGAGGCAGCGAAGAAGCUUUCAGAAAUUUAUGGCUUUGAAAUAAGAGGAGAUACAUUCAUUGACAUGGAUUCAGAUUUAAUUGAUUUACGUGCCAUACCGCCACCGCAAACACCGGAUGAACUUGAUGCUUUAUCCUUGUUGAAUGCUGCACCACAAGGAUUCGAUGAUAGUUCUUUGAAAAGAAUAAAUGAUAAUGACGUAGAUGGGGACUUGGAUAAGUUUCUUGCGAAAGUGGUAGUAGCUCCACCUACGCAAAAGGCAACACCUGCUAAAGAACUAACGCCUGAAGAAAUAAUGUCGUUUAUAAUACCACCGCCACCAAGCUUAGAAGAUGUUGAAAAAACUAAAACAACUAAACCACAGGAAAACAAUAUUAACAGAAAACCUACAUAUCCAGAACCAACAGAAAGUUUGUAUAGUAAUUCAGUUAGUGAAAAAGCAGCAUUCUUCAAUCGGAAACUACAAGCAAUAGAGUCAGCUACUGAUGCGCACACUAAUUCCAAACAGCACGCUGCAGUGGGACAUGUCAUCGAAUACGCUACAGUGGAGCGAAAAAGUAAGUUUUCUUGUUGCCCUAAAUUUAAAAAAGAGGAUAACUCCGAAAUAACGAUAAAUACAACUGACGAAAUAUCAGAUCUGAAAUUACCACCACGUUCUCAAGCAAUAGAUAGUUCACCUCCAGCGAGACCACCAAAGAGUGCAGAAUUAAUUCAGCGAUUUUCACCUAAAAAGCAAUUACCUGUUGCUGCUGUUACACAAACUGUUGAGAACAAUAAGCAACGCGCAGGUCAUCCAUUCCAAGACGAACGACAACCACCCAUGCUACCGCCACGUAUAAGCCAAACAAACCGCAACGAUGAACGCUGUAUAUCACCCACGGUGAGUGCCCCCAAAAAACCACCAUUGCCACCAAUUGCUAGCCGACCCCUUUUACGUGGUACUCCUGUAUCAAUACCCUAUCCAACAAAUGGCACGACACCACCGACAGUGCAACCUCGUUCAUUCCUCGUCUCUAGUCCCAAUGCAGCACAACAACAUCAACAACAACAACCACUACCAAUACCAAAUUCUCCUCAUUCCAAUGGCCAUAGUCGUACCAACAGUGAUUGCUUUCAAAAUUCACCCAUAGACAAGCGACCACAAAUGUUGCUUCUAUGUUCACCACAAAUGCAGCGCCGGAUUCCAACAACUGUCAAUACCACUAGUCCCACAAUACAAGCAAACAACAGAACCUAUCAUUAUGGUGAUAAGCUUAUAAUUAAAAAUGGGCACGUAAUUGAUGGUGAAGCAUUGCUGGCCAAGACAGACGUUGCAAUGGCAGGGCUACUAGUUAAACUGGAUCAAGUUGCAGCACAGUGUACUGCAGCACAAUCGGCCGGUGGUGGGGCUAGCAUUGAUGAGGAUAAGUUUCAACGCGCACGCAACGAGCUUACGGAACAAACACUUGUGCUUGUUACCGCUUCUAAAUUUCUCGUAGUCGCUAUGUCUGAUAUGACACUUUCCACAUUACCCGAACAUCUGACAUCGUGUUUGACAGCCAUCAAAAGAAUUACCGAGCUUGCACAAGACAUGGCACGACACACCUCAUCACCACUACAAACGCGCAAUAUUGUAUUAAAAGUACAUGAUGUCGCUUCCAGUUUUCGCGAAUUGGUAGGCGUGCAAAUAGGACCAUUAGGGGCAGGACAAUUGGCGCUUCAAGCUGAAUGCCUAGCCAAUGUUUUGGCUACGCUGCUACGCAGUUUACGCGUAUUCUCCCCAUAAUAACGCAUCCAAAUCAUAUCGAACCAAACAAACCAUAUCAUAAGCCAUUUUUGAACAAGUUGUGAAAUUACUCGAAACUUAAGAAAUUUAACUUUUUAUCACAUUUAGAAUUUACUAUCCAAACGUAUAUACUUAUCUCUUAUCCUAAACAUAUCGAAUACAUAUAUUUCUUAUAUUUAACCAACACACAGGUAUAUUAGUAAUGAACUAUUGGACUUUGUUUACAACUUUCUCUUUACAGGUAAAACAAUUCUCUCAUUAGGACUUAACUCAUAAAAUUAGUAAACAAAUUUCUACCAAACAAACUACUAAAAUCUCUAAAAAACACACUAUAACUUUCGAUUUAUAUUAUAUACAUACAUAUAUGUACACUAUAUACAUAAGUGAUUUUUUAUUUACUAAGCUCAAUAUUUUUAUUUUCCAAAGAGGAAAUGUUUUAUCAGAUGUACCGAGUUUACAUCACAUGCCUAAUGGUUAACAUUUAAAAUUACGUUCUUGAGUAGAAUAAUUAAGUUAAUUUAAAUUUAAGAUAUUUUCAUGUGUAAAUAAUAUUGACCAAACAAUAAUCAAAAUUUUAACUUGUGAUAAUAUUAUAAGGGUAUUCCGCAGAGGUGUAGAAUUUUAAAUGGUGCAAACAAAAAAGUAGGAUGGUCAGAUCAGUGUACCAUAAGAGUAGAUAGGAAUUGUAAUAGACUUUUUUUUAAAAAAACAUAAAUAUGAAAAUGUAAAUUUAUAUGAAGGGAUUUUAAAAACAAGAGAACGACUUAAAAACAAAGAGAAGAGAUAUUAACAACACGUAAACACAUAUAAAGAAAAAGAUGAGAUAUUGCAAAAGGUAAUAAGGUGAAAAAAGAAAAGAAAAAGAGGCUAUGAGGAGGAAACUGCUAUAAGGAAAAGCCAUAAGGCCCAUGUUAUGUAGAGUAUUACAGGGAUGUCAAAAUUGAUUAUUUCGGGCUAUGACGAAAGUGCAUGUUAUACAGAAUGUCAGAAAUUGUAAUUCACUUAAAAUCUUGACAUUUGUUACUAAACUGAAUAUUAGCUUGACUUAGUGACGAAUCAGAGAUAGCCUGAGCUCUCAUGAAGAAAUCUGAAUCGACACUCAAUUUUAUAAUUUGCAUUAAAAACUACAACAAUUUUGAUUUUGACGAGCCCAUAACAUGGUCAUAAGGUUCAAUGUAUCAUUAAAACAUCAUCAAAAGAAAUUGAAGCAAAUUUACACAUUUUAAUUCAGACAAGUUAAAUAGUUUGUUCUCUCUUUGUAAG